Messenger RNA from Stylophora pistillata, 3818 nucleotides. RefSeq names its product melanocyte-stimulating hormone receptor-like. NCBI's taxonomy places the organism in Eukaryota, Metazoa, Cnidaria, Anthozoa, Scleractinia, Pocilloporidae. Gene Ontology annotation, molecular function: G protein-coupled receptor activity. The record is from RefSeq and is a predicted model, not a curated record. Gene Ontology annotation, biological process: G protein-coupled receptor signaling pathway. Gene Ontology annotation, cellular component: membrane.
AGCCCAGAGCUAGUAUUUACCAUAAAACGAUAAAAUAAUAAUAAAAAAAUUACUUAAUAAUGUAUCAUUGAUUAUUAGAGACCGCCCGAUUAAAAUUUUGACCGUAAAACUCUUCAGAACGAAAUAUUCUUUCGUGGAAGUUUUCUAACCCUUUAUCUUUAGCAAAAGUCAACAAGGGGGGUAUAACAAAGAACAACACUUAAUUAAAGAAAACAAUUAAAAGGAGAUGAAUACAAAAUAAAUAGAAGAGAGACAAAAAAAAAAUUAUGAGGAGCACGUUCCCUUCGCACACCUUGCCUUAACAACCCCCGCUUUGCGUUUGAUAACAAAUUUAAUUACCGCCUAUCAAACCAAAACCACGCGGUGUAGCCAGGUGCACUGCCAAAGUGAAAAACAACUCGAAGGCAAAAAAUGUACGAGUGACAUUUGUUGAAAUAGCGAAGAUUCUAUUACCGGCUUGAUUAGCCUUACGCCAUCAAAACUGCCACAGGCUUACAGCAGUGUUAGUUUAGCAAAAAAAGUUGAUGAUAGCCUAAGCAAAUACGGAAGAUAUUUAAUCUAAACUGGAGUCCGAGGUGAUGCUAAUUUCCAUACUUUUAAUUUCUUACUUCCGAAAAGCGAAACUCAUUCUCGAGGGACUCGGCCUUUUGUCAUCGGGCUCCUAAGAAGUUUAAAAACGUGAUUUAUCGCAGCGGGAAUUUAUAAGACCGGCAUUUAGGAAACCAACUGGAACAAUCACAGCAAAACAUUUAAUGCGUUUAGAAGGAAACUUCUGGAAAAACGUAUCUCUGAAGGACUCUGGCUUUUUAAAAACACAAAACUCCGGAAAUUGAUCUACUACAAGUCCCCUACUUACAUCAUCAUCAUAGCGAAGAACUCCAACGAGGUGUAUUUCAAAAUCAUCUGGGUUACGUACAGCGCAUUUGGUCUAUUACAAGGUAUGAAACUUUCAUCGGAUUUGUAGAAAAACUUCUCGUUUAAUACAGUGAUUUGUUUCUAAAGAAAAUCCCGAGGCCGAAACUUUCUCUCAAAGAAAAACGAUCACAACAGUCUGGCCAGGAUGUUUUAGUCUGUCACCGUCUACCGUCAAAAGGAAACACAUUUUUAACUCUGCGAAUCGAGCACGCUCAUAAACCAUAAAAAUUAGCAUUGUAGUUUCAUAAGAAAGCGAAACGUCACUCAGCCGUCAGAGUCAACGCUUUCAAGACAUUUGUGACAAGGGUAGUCCUAAAUUUCAUCUGGAAUUUGAUUGAGAUAGGAUUUCCGCGCUUCCGUCGUUGUUUUGAUAUCAACAUAUCAAACAUUGGUGACAGUUUGAUUUCACCAACGACGUAAGCAACUCAGAUAAAAGGUCGCACGCUCCUUAAUCAAAAUCCUCCGUCAUGGAAAACACCACGGCGAGUUAUACGUCCGUAGAGUCAAAAAUAACCAAGAUACAAUGCUACCAUUUGGAAGAACCGUGGAGCCACUCGAGGGAAGCUAUUAUAACAAACGUUAUCCUCAUUGUAGUGAACUUGCUGACCUCUCUUACAGCAACAGUGGGCAAUAUUCUUGUUAUUAUGGCCGUGAAGAGAACUCGGUCGCUCCGAACGCCGUCAAACGCGCUUCUCUGUUGUCUAGCGCUCUCCGAUUUGUUAGUCGGCGCCGUCGUUCAACCAAUAUACGCUCUACAAAUGAUCUUCGAAAUACAAAGAAACUCAGACGGGUUCUGCUUCGCCAAGAUAACCACAACGGGAUCUUUAGCCUGGGUAUGCGCUGGAGUUUCUUUCCUGGUCAUAUCCGCCAUUUCAGUUGAGAGGUUUUUGGCAAUAAAACUUCACUUACGAUACAAGGCGAUGGUGACAAUUCCGCGAGUUUUGACCGUAGUCAUGUUUUUCUGGGUUCUGUGUACGGCUUUGAUCAUGGCACGUAUUUUAGGUGCCCCGUACAACAGACUUGUGCUCACCAUUUUUGUCAUGGAUGUGACUAGCAUUGCAAUUUCGAUCUUCGCCUACUCCAGCAUUUAUCAUCAAGUCCGCAACCUUCACAAUAAAACUCGCGACCAGAGACAUCUUGCGCCUGCUGGUAUAAACAUUCGCAGCUUCAAACGCUCCGCAGUGACGAUGUUUUACGUAAUUGUCCUUUUCCUCGCCUGUUAUAUUCCGUUUAUCACUACACUUGUGGUACAAUUGCUUGAAGGGGACAGCCUGUGGUUAAACAUUAUCUACAAAAUAACUGCUUCUAUAGUUUAUAUUAACUCAUCUUUGAACCCAUUUGUGUACUGCUUUCGUUCCAAAGAGGUACGAAUGGCAAUUUUUAAGUUAUUGGGGAGAAAAUACACGCUAGACAAAAACGGAGAUGUUGUUCCGGUCUCAAAGUCUGGAACGCAAAAUUUGAAGACAAACGCAGUCAAGAACUUGACUACAUUUCCGUCUGGUUACCUUCAAACCUCACUGCAUCAGUUGCGUUACUUGCCAGAGACCCAAAUUUAAAACGGCUUGACGACGCUUACUCGUAGUCACAGUUGAUAAUCAACAUCCUGUGCUCCAAAGUGUUGAAACGACCAGGUGAAAGGAGAGGAAGAGGUUGGCCCACCAACGCAGGGCGGGGCAUCUUCCGUUUCGGAAAUGUUCCCUUUUUCAGCCGCUUACCUCAGGAGGGCAGAACUGUAACAUUUUCCUUAGAAGUUGACUAGAACCUCCGAAAAAAGAAAAAUAACCUUGCGCCUUCAACACGACUUAAGAUCCUUGUAGGGACAGUCCUACAUUACAAACUUAAAUAGGAUUAGAUCAGAUUAUCCUCUCGUUCCACUUAGAUUAGAAUAGACGGCUGCAUGCGCACAACUUCGUCACAGAGUGUUGAGUAAGUCUUAUCCGCGAAACUAUUUGUCGUUUCGUUCACUGGAAUAAAGGUAUUCCUUUUGAAAAAUCGUUCCUAAUCUGUACUGGGGGUUUAGGUGUUGGUUUAACCCGACAUAAUCAAACCUUUGUACCCAAGUCUCAGUUUUCCUUACUUACAAUCGAGUUCUCUAUACCUCAGUGUUGGAUCAUCUGACCGCAUCGGCUAAACUCGGAAGGAUCUUAAUCUCCACGAGAGACCAUCAAAGAUCUUUACCUUUGUUUUACGCUCGUGACAUAAGUUGAUAAUUCAUAAAAUAUUCAUAUAUUAAAUGUUUCUUCUCUUUAGUUUUAAGGUUCUUUAACGUGAAAAAAAAAAUCAAACAGGAAUCAUCGUAGAGGGAAAAAACUUUUGUAAAAAAAAAAGUGCUAGACGCGUUACAGUGCAACAAGAGUUGAAGAUGCGACACAAAGGAGUAUUUAUUUUCGACGACUUCUGAGGAGUCUGUAAAAGUGGUCACACACUGAAUGUGAUCAAGCCUGGAAUGUGACUGACAAAUUUCUUAAACGGAAAAAAUAAAAUCAUCGAUAUAUAGCUGCUCCCAGGUAUUUAGGAUCAAAUUUCCAAGCCUUACGUCACAAUUUCUUGACGUAGUUUGUUGAAAGAUUUAUGAGAUUCUUAGAAGGAGAAAAUAAACAACAUUCAACGCUGCCGGGAAAAUUCGGGUUUCCCUCACACGUUGAAUUGACAGAAGGAAGGCAAAACUUGCUGCUUCGGAUCGUGACAUACUGCCUAACACUUCAACUAGACAGAGAUGUCUUCCCCCUUAGGAAACUAAAUGGGGAGAAAUCGACAUUUUCAUGAAACAAAAUAAACCGGAAAGAACGUUUAGAAGGUUUGUACUGUCAAAAGGCCUAUUCUGGUGUCUUAAGUCGCCGUAACUUUGGGCGACUUUGGGUGAUUUAAGGCGACUUAAAGCGACUUAAGCAAAAUUGGCCUAA